AUGGUUGUUGUGGGAGCGAGUAACGGAACUUUCGGCGGUGGCAACAUGAGGUCGUCAUACAUGAUCGAGGAUCGAGUCGGUGGCGGAGAUCCCGGGGGCUCCACCAACAUGAUGAUCUCGGAGGCUCUUGCGCCCCGGCUGCUGAAGAUUGCGCAGGGCGCCGCAGAGGCUGCGGCAGCAGCGGCAGCAGCGACUUCUCCGUCCACCUCCAGUCAGCCGCAGGUCAUGGAGACGAACGGGACCCGGUGCGGCGAACUGAUCCUGAGCUACGGCCGGGUGGAGAAGGUCCUGAUCGGCGGGGUCCUCACCAUGCUCACGCUGUCCACCAUCUGCGGGAACUUGCUGGUGGUCAUCUCCGUGUGCUUCGUCAAGAAGCUGCGCCAGCCGUCCAACUACCUGAUCGUGUCUCUGGCCGUGGCGGACCUGUCGGUGGCCGUGGCCGUGAUGCCGUUCGUGAGCAUCACGGACCUGAUCGGGGGUCAGUGGAUAUUCGGACAGUUCUUCUGUAACGUUUUCAUCGCCAUGGAUGUGAUGUGCUGCACCGCGUCCAUCAUGACUCUGUGCGUAAUAAGCAUUGACAGGUAUUUGGGCAUCACCAAACCCCUGACGUAUCCGGUCCGGCAGAACGGCUGCUGCAUGGCCAAGAUGAUCCUGUCAGUGUGGCUGCUCUCCGCCUCCAUCACCCUCCCCCCGCUGUUCGGCUGGGCGCAGAACGUCAACGACGGCAGAGUCUGCCUCAUCAGCCAGGACUUCGGCUACACCGUGUACUCGACGGCUGUGGCCUUCUACAUCCCCAUGUCAGUGAUGCUCAUCAUGUACUACAGGAUCUACCGAGCAGCCAAACUCAGCGCCGCCAAGCACACCAUCACCGGCUUCCCCAGGGAAGGGGAGCAGCGAGCAGGGGCGGCUGUGCGAGGGGGCCGGGCAGGGCCGGACGCCCAGCAGCCGGCGGAGUCCGGGGAGACGGGCAGCGUGGAGGGGACGGAGGUGGAGCCAGAGGAGGAGGCCGAGGAAGAGGAAGAGGAGGAGAGUUUGGACUGCGUGGCGGCGGCGCUCAAGCUGCAGCGCGAGGUGGAGGAGGAGUGCAGCACCCGAGUGUCCCGCCUCCUCAAGACCGGCGAGCACCACCAGCGCCGGAAGAGGAAAAACCAGUCCAUCUUCAAGCGGGAGCAGAAGGCCGCCACCACGCUGGGCAUCGUCGUCGGCGCCUUCACCUUCUGCUGGCUGCCGUUCUUCCUGGUGUCCACCGCCCGGCCGUUCGUCUGCGGCGUGGAGUGCAGCUGCGUGCCGCUCUGGCUGGAGAGGACGCUGUUGUGGCUCGGCUACGCCAACUGCCUCAUCAACCCCUUCAUUUAUGCGUUCUUCAACCGCGAUCUGAGGACCACCUACAGUAACCUCCUGCGGUGCCGCUACAGGAACAUCAAUCGGAAGCUGUCGGCGGCUGGCAUGCACGAGGCGCUGAAGCUGGUGGAGAAGCCAGACACUGAUGUGUAG
Molecule: messenger RNA, 1494 nt
Organism: Stegastes partitus (bicolor damselfish)
Lineage: Eukaryota; Metazoa; Chordata; Actinopteri; Pomacentridae
Product: 5-hydroxytryptamine receptor 7-like
Exons: 3
Coding region: 1-1494 (497 amino acids)
Biological process (GO): smooth muscle contraction; positive regulation of MAPK cascade; chemical synaptic transmission
Cellular component (GO): plasma membrane
Molecular function (GO): G protein-coupled serotonin receptor activity
Source: RefSeq, a predicted model, not a curated record